Molecule: messenger RNA, 1759 nt
Organism: Neltuma alba
Lineage: Eukaryota; Viridiplantae; Streptophyta; Magnoliopsida; Fabales; Fabaceae
Product: probably inactive receptor-like protein kinase At5g41680
Exons: 3
Coding region: 16-1551 (511 amino acids)
Biological process (GO): protein phosphorylation
Molecular function (GO): ATP binding; protein kinase activity
Source: RefSeq, a predicted model, not a curated record
CCCCACUAGCAGAAAAUGGAGAAAAGCCUGGCUUAUUGCAUUCUUCUUCUUCUUCCUCUCUUUAUCAUCGUUUUUGCAGAUUCCUCUUGUCGGCUUCAAUAUCUGGAAAGUGUUCCUGACUCAGUUUUGCGCUGCACAAGGUUGGUGCAUCUAAAUCUAAGGAGCAAUCAGUUGAGUGGGAGGGUACCUAAUAAAGUCUUAAAAAAAUUGAGAUAUCUCAGAACAUUGGACUUCUCUAACAAUGAUUUUUCUGAGGAUUCAAGACUACCAAAGAGGAAUACUUUUAAAAGUGAAGGGUCAAGGUUAAGGAAACUGAUGCAAGAUACAUCAGAAUCAACUCCUCCUGCCAACAGUGAAUCUGGCAGUUCCAGCAACAAAUGGUAUACGGAUUGGAAAAAACUAACACCAAUACUGGGUGGUGUUGGACUGUUAGUGUUGGCUGUUUUCUUUUUGUUGAAGAAGGGACCUAAGUUAAACGAAGAGAUGGAGAAGAUGAAAACCCAUGGAGAAUCUUCGGCAUCCUUGCCGAAAAAAGACAUUAUAGAAGAUGUGAAGCUGAAGAAGAGAGAUUCAGAGCUUGUGUUCUUUGUUGAAGAGCAUGAAAGGUUCACACUGGAGGACUUACUUCAAGCCACGGCCGACAUAAGAAGUGAAAGCUUUUGCAGCAGCAUGUACAAGGUAAUACUGAAGAAUAAUAUGCAUUAUGCAGUAAAAAGGCUAAAGAAUUUGCAGGUAUCCCCUGAUGAAUUUGGAAAAACAUUAAGGAACGUAAGUAACUUGAAACACCCAAACAUUCUUCCCCUUGUUGGCUAUCGCUCUACCAGUGAAGAAAAACUCCUAAUUUACAAAUAUCAAAGCAAUGGAAGUCUGCUAUGCCUUCUAAAAGAAUACAUGCAAGGUAAAAAAGAAUUCCCAUGGAAACUGAGACUGUCUAUAGCAGCUAGAAUUGCAAGGGGUUUAGGGUUCAUACAUCAGAAGACAGAAGGAAGAGAGAUUAUUCCUCAUGGGAACCUCAAGCUGUCAAAUAUCCUUCUUAAUGAACACAAUGAACCUCUGAUAAGUGAGCAUGGAAUAUCAAAAUUCUUACACCCUAACAGAUCAUUCUUCUUUUCCUCUCAUGCAUACACUGCUCCAGAAAAUAGUUUGACAGAGAAAAGUGAUGUUUAUAGCUUCGGUGUGAUUCUCCUCGAACUACUAACAGGAAAAAGCAUAGAAAUAAACAACAUAGACCUACCAAGAUGGGCCCAAUUUAUGGUGAGGGAGGAAUGGACAGGAGAGCUGUUUGAUAAGGUAGUUAAAGAAACUGAAUAUGAAUGGGCAUUUCCCACGCUGAACAUUGCCCUUUCGUGCGUGUCACGUCUUCCUAGAGAUCGACCAACCAUGGAAGAAGUUUUGGAGAGGAUAGAAAAAAUCAUGCAGGAGUAUGAACAUAUUGAGAUGAUGCCGGAUGAACAUGGUUUAACAUGUUACAACAAUGGAAGCCAACAAGUUUGUUGUUCACUGCACAACAUCAUACCAGAAACUUGGGAUUCUCCUGGAUCAAAUUACUGAUUCUAUGCAUUAGUACGUCUGUUGUCUCAUUCAGAGAUGAAGAGUGAGAGUACAGCAAUUACAAACAUAACCAUUAUUCCUCUUAUCUAUAUGAAAAGUAGUGGCAUCAUCUAGCAUAUGAACAUGGGAUACAUUGUUAUAUAUCAGAUGUUUGCGAGUUAAGAAGGCUGUCUUCUGUAAUUAUCAAAAUAAGGAUCAAAGUUCUUUU